GCAUCUCUAUCGGCAUUGUCACAGAUGAACAGUGUGACGAUAGCGCAAACAUGGCGGAGGGUGAGAGCCUAGAGACCGUCACUGAACAUGAGCGAAUAUUGCAGGAGAUCGAGAGCACGGACACGGCCUGCGUGGGCCCGACGUUACGAUCUGUUUACGAUGAUCAACCCAACGCACAUCGAAGGUUUAUGGAGAAACUUGAUGCCAGAAUACGUAACCAUGACAGAGAGAUCGAGAAAAUGUGUAACUUUCAUCAUCAGGGCUUUGUUGAUGCCAUCACAGAACUGCUGAAAGUACGAGCAGAUGCAAAGAAGCUUAUGGGCCAAGUGAGCGACACCAAUCGAAGACUUCAAGACGCCGGACGAGAGGUGACGGCCCAAACCGAAGAGGUCAUCCGAUGUCGAGUUCAGCAGAGGAACAUGGCCACCACGGUGGAGAAAUUACAGCUCUGCAUCCCGGUCCUGGAAAUGUACAGCAAACUAAAGGAGCAACUUGAAUCAAAACGAUACUACUCUGCAUUGAAAACCAUGGAGCAGCUGGAAAACAUUUAUAUUCCCAGAGUGAGCCAGUACAGAUUCUGUCAAAUCAUGGCCGAGACGCUUCCGAAACUCCGUGAGGAGAUUAAGGAAAUCUCCAUGUCUGACCUGAAAGACUUCCUGGAGAGCAUCCGAAAGCACUCGGAUAAGAUUGGGGAAACUGCAAUGAGACAGGCUCAGCUUCACCGUACAUUUAACAGUGCAGUACAGAAGCAGGUCACCCUUACCUGUGCUAAACCUCUUUACGGUCUGAACGGCCGGACACCACUUCAUCACAACGGCCUGAACACAGAGGAGGCGGCAGAUGAAGACGACGCAGAUGACGAGGUUUUGACGGCCCAUGAUCUAGUGGAUUUCUCACCUGUCUAUCGCUGUCUUCACAUCUACACUGUUUUGGGGGAUAGAGAGACGUUUGAAAAUUACUACAGGAAACAAAGAAAAAAACAAGCAAGACUUGUACUGCAGCCUCAGGCCAACAUGCAUGAGACAGUGGAGGGCUACAGGAAAUACUUCAAUCAGAUUGUUGGGUUUUUUGUGGUGGAGGAUCACAUAUUGCAUGCCACACAAGGACUGGUGACCAGAGCCUUUACAGAUGAGCUGUGGAACAUGGCCCUGUCCAAAAUCAUCGCAGUUCUCCGUACACACUCUUCAUACUGUAAUGAUCCUGACCUGGUCUUAGAGCUGAAGAACCUGAUUGUUAUAUUGGCAGACACUUUACAGGGUUAUGGUUUCCCUGUGAACAGACUUUUUGACCUUUUAUUUGAGGUUCGAGAUCAAUACAAUGAAACAUUGCUGAAAAAAUGGGCGCUGGUGUUCAGGGAGAUUUUUGAGCAGGACAACUACAGUCCAAUUCCAGUGGAAAAUGAAGAGGAGUAUAAAGCUGUGAUCAGUCGCUUCCCCUUUCAUGAUGCUGAGAUUGAAAAGCAACAAUUUCCAAAGAAGCUGCCGAUGUCCCAGUCCGUGCCUCAAAUCUACGCACAAGUGAAGGAAUUUAUUUACGCCAGUUUGAAGUUCUCAGAGUCGCUUCAUCGCAGUUCAACUGAAGUCGACGACAUGCUCCGGAAAUCCACCAACCUGCUGCUGACCCGGACGCUAAGCAGCUGCUUGCAAAACCUCAUCAAGAAGCCACACAUAGGAUUAACUGAGCUUGUCCAAAUUAUCAUCAACACCACACACUUAGAACAAGCGUGUAAAUACUUGGAGGACUUCAUCACGAACAUAACCAACGUUUCUCCAGAAACGGUUCACACCACAAGACUCUACGGGCUUUCCACCUUCAAGGAUGCCAGGCACGCAGCCGAGGGUGAGAUCUACACUAAACUCAACCAGAAAAUUGAUGAAUUUAUUCAGUUAGCGGAUUAUGAAUGGUGCAUGGCGGAGUCAGAUGGCCGGGCCAGUGGUUACCUCAUGGAUCUGAUAAACUUCCUGCGCAGCACCUUCCAGGUCUUCACACAUCUUCCGAAUAACAACAAUGAUCAUGCAGCGAUGUCGGGUAAGGUUGCGCAGACGGCAUGCAUGUCUGCCUGCAAACAUCUGGCCACAUCAUUGAUGCAGAUGCUGUUGGACUCUGAGCUCAAGCAGGUCAGCAUGGGAGCCAUUCAGCAGUUCAACCUGGACGUAAUACAGUGUGAAUUAUUUGCCAGUUCAGAGCCUGUACCAGGAUUUCAGGGAGACACGCUGCAGUUGGCCUUCAUUGACCUCCGACAGCUUUUGGAUCUGUUCAUGGUGUGGGAUUGGUCAACAUACCUGGCUGACUAUGGGCAGCCCACCUCAAAAUACCUGCGGGUGAACCCUUCCACUGCUUUAGCACUUUUAGAAAAAGUCAACAGAGGAAUUAAGGACACAAGUAAGAAGAACAACAUCUUCUCACAGUUCAGAAAGAACGACCGUGACCGGCAGAAACUGAUUGAGACUGUGGUGAAACAGCUGAGGAGUUUGGUGAAUGGAAUGUCCCAGCAUUCCUAGAGUCUGCCACCAUCAAGAGUGGACAGGGCUUGACAAUGUAACCCAUAUACUACAUUCAAAAUAUUGCUUUGGCUUUUCUUUUUUUUUUAUUUAAAUGUAAAGUAACAUCUCCCAGGCUGUUCAAAGUACUGUGGUAUAUUUUGACAACUGCAUCCUCGGUCUUCUGCCAAAAUAUUCACCAUUAGGUUAGUCGUGUAAAUAUAUGGCAAAAAAAUAGAGAACAGAAGUUAUGCAGUAAUUUUUUGUAAUGUAUUUUUAAAGGUUGAGAAUUAUGUUUUGUACAUUGUGAAAGUGCAAUGAUUCAAGAGAGCAGAAGCGUGUAUGUGACUGGUGAUAAUAUUGAUGAUGGUCAUACCUGUAUGAAAUUCUCCAUAGUGUAAUAUGGUUGAAGUUUUUAUUGUAAAUAUUUUGAAAUGUAUUUAACACGGCUGUGGAGUCAUGCUUCCCAUCGGUCUGCCUCGAGUCAAAUUUGACUCAUAUGAAGUGACUUAUAAAUGAUAAAAACAUUUGCAUGAGAAUGCUUCAUUUUCCUUUGAAGUCGACAAACUUGACUUGUGCAUAAACAGGCACAACCUAAAAUGAUCAGCUACAUUUCACUAAAUGAUGUAAAAGAAAAUGCACCACAGGAUUUUAUUUAAUUUUUGUUUCCUCAGGGCAAAAUGAAAGCUUUUGGUUUAAAUGCUUUAGUAUCUCAUUUUAAGAAGAAACUAAAUAAGCAAUAAUUGGUUCAGCUAUAGACUCUGAGAAAAGUUGUGUUAAAAAUCUAUAAGUUCAGCUUUUAGUUUUAUUUUAUUUUACUUUCAACGGACAUUUUGCACUGAAAUUUAUUUAAGUUUGCCUUUAAACAAGCAACUGUAUGCUUAUGUAUUUAAAGUAACAUUGUAUAUACCACAAUAUUUUGUUAAAAUGGGUAAAAAUGGAAUGUAAAGAUGAAAACUCUGGUAAGAGAUUUCUUUAAUCUGUUGUCUAAACAGAACUCAAGUUUUACAUUUGUCAUCUGAGACGAGAUUGUUUUCCACAUUUCUGUUUGUCAUCUCAUGUCUGUAACAACACUAAUAUUGGUUACACUUUAAAAAUAACUCUCUUAACUUACAAAUUUGGAUUGGUAGUUGACGUGCAUUUGAAAGUGUAUUUAUAUAUGAAAAUAUAAGAAUGAAAGUUUCGGUUUAUUUUAUUGUACAUUAACGAAUGACCCGUGAGACAUUAUUAUUAAGGGUGUAUUAUCAAUAAUGAAGGUUAUUAUAAAGCGUUACCCUGAUUUUUCCUGGUGUCCAACAGAAUCCCAAAGUCUCCCAGUGGAGUCACAAAAACAGUGACGUGAUUUCAAAAUCCACUCGUUUUUAUUUGUGUGCUUUAAUAAAACAUUGUCACGAAACUA
This is a messenger RNA of Paramisgurnus dabryanus, 3879 nucleotides long. RefSeq names its product exocyst complex component 6 (gene exoc6). Gene Ontology annotation, cellular component: membrane; exocyst. Gene Ontology annotation, biological process: Golgi to plasma membrane transport; intracellular protein transport; exocytosis. NCBI's taxonomy places the organism in Eukaryota, Metazoa, Chordata, Actinopteri, Cypriniformes, Cobitidae. The record is from RefSeq and is a predicted model, not a curated record.